CUCAAUGGCUUGCUAUGUUGGUAUCGAAGCUAGCUAUUUUAUUUGCUAACAACGGACAAUUGAAUUGAAUAUUAGCAUGACUAACUUAAAUGGAUUAGCAGCCCAGGAAGCCAAGAUAGUCUGACAUUAUCAUAUACGUCUCAAGUUUCUACGCCUCCCAGGCCAGUAAACAUGAGAGGGUGGGAAUUAAGUGGGAUGUGCUGCUCCAAACUUUUCUGAGGCAAAGCUUAGAAACUUCAGCACAGGCUGUGACAGAACUGACGCAUCUGAUCCUCUCUACUGAUCUGAAGAGAUGUCUGAGUUAGGCUCCAUUGACAAUCCUGUGAAGUUCAAGGAUCAAGACUUUGACGCCCUGCUGCAGAAUUGUCUCAAAUCUGCUGUUCUGUUCUCAGACACGGUGUUUGCAGCGAACCAAAGCUCCCUCGGUAUUCCUGUGGAUCCUGAUCCUAAAAAGGCAGUAAAGUGGCUGCGCCCAAAGGAAAUCACAAGUAAUGCUGUCUUUGUCGAGGGCACCAUGGGCACCACCGAUAUCUGCCAGGGCCAGCUGGGUAACUGCUGGCUGCUGGCGGCCCUGUCCUGUCUCACCAUGCACCCGACACUGUUUGUCAAAGUGGUUCCAUCUGGACAAAGCCUGAGUGAAUCCUACGCCGGCAUCUUCCGUUUCAGGUUUUGGCAGUAUGGUGAGUGGGUGGAGGUGGUAGUGGAUGACAGGCUGCCUGUGAGAGAGGGCCGUCUGCUUUUCAGCUACUCUCGCACCACCAACGAGUUCUGGAGCGCCCUGGUGGAGAAAGCUUAUGCCAAGCUGAUUGGUUCUUAUGGUAGUCUGAAAGGGGGGAUUAUCUCAGAGGGAAUGGAGGAUUUCACAGGGGGCAUUGCCUACUCCCUCCCUGUGUCUUCUCGGCCCCCACGCAUGCUCUGGAGAGCCAUCACUGCUGCCCUGGCCAGAAGCAGCCUGAUCAGCUGCUUCAUACAUGCUACAAGUGUGAAGGACAUUGGCAUUGUGACAUCAGAGGGUCUCAUUAAAGGUCAUGCCUAUGCCAUCACUGAUACAGAUAAGGUCCAGAGGGAGUCUGAAGAGGUCUUACUGGUGAGGCUGCGUAACCCCUGGGGGUUUAUUGAGUACUGUGGACCCUGGAGUGACAGGUGUAAAGACUGGGACCUUAUAGACAGUGCUCAGAAGGCCCGACUUGAGUUGGCCAAAGUUGAAGAUGGAGAAUUCUGGAUUGGAAUAGAGGACUUUUGCCGUCUGUUUAAUACAGUGGAAAUGUGCAGUGUGAAUCCGGACUCUAUGUCGGGGGAGGCGAGUGAUGACACGGCCACCCCAUCCUGGACGCUGAGCUCACAUCAAGGCACCUGGGUCCCAAUGUGCACUGCAGGGGGCAGCCGAAAAUACCCCAGAUCUUUCUGGAAAAACCCUCAGUUCCAGAUGACACUAUCUGAGAAAGAUGUGGAUGACCAUGACUAUGGAGAGGAUGAUGAAGGGGAGGAAGGGGAUGGAGAAGAGGAUGACGAAGUCACAGUGGCUCCAGUGAAAAAGACUGAGAAACAGGGAGAGAAAAAGAAGAAGUGCACGGUACUGGUGGAGCUUCUCCAGAAAUACCGCAGACAGAAAGAUAAAGUCAACUUCCUCUACAUCGCAUUUCACAUCUACAAGGUCCCCUCUGAGCUGCAGGACAAACCAGGAUCUCUGGACCAGCAGUUCUUCUCCAAUAACCGUCCGGUUGCUCGCUCUGGAAAGUACCGCAGCAUCAGGAGCGUGUGGCGAAAGGUGCACCUGGAGCCUGGAAGUUAUGUCAUCCUAGCCUCCACAUACAGGCCCAACCAGCAGGGGGAGUUCUUCCUCCGCAUUUACACCAAAACCGGCAACAUACAGGGAUUCCAGGAUUUCCCCUGCACCAACAACUACUCUGUGAUGGUCAUGUCAAAGCCAGUCUUACCCGAGGACCAGUUCAGGGUGCAGAAGUGGUUUGAUGAAAAGGCUGGAACUGAUGACAGAGUGAAUGCUGUGCAAUUUAUGAAUCUGGUGAACUCAGUGCUGGAAAAAGACUAUGAACUUCCCCUGGAGACCUGCAGACAGCUCAUCUUUGGAGAAGAUACUGGAGGCAGAGGCCGUCUGAACAGAGCUCAAGCUGAGAAGCUGCUCACUUCCCUACGCAAUCUGCAGUCUAUCUUUUUUCAGUUUGAUGAAGAUUCGUCAGGAACUAUGAGUCCGUUUGAACUCAGUUUGGCUCUGAAUGCUGCAGGUGUGGAGUGUGACAAUGUUGUUGAGCAGUUGUUGUGGGAGAGGUUUGGCGCCGGUGAACAGUAUCUCCCCUUUUAUGGCUUUGUGUCUUGUGUUGCCAGACUGCAGGUGCUCUUUGAUCUUUACGAGUCGGAGACCAACCCAGAGGUGAAGGACAAGGGCAUCAACGCUUGGCUGCUCAGGCUGUUGGCUGUGUGAGCCUGUCCAGACCCGACACCUCAGCGGGACAGACCUGCUAGGCCAAGACUACUCUGACGUCAUCCAUCUGGGCCUACGUCUCCUACAUCACCCCCUUCUAUCUCAUUUGUGAUCUGCGGACCUUUGCCCUGCAGUUGCAUCCACCCACUCACUGCUCCAUCAGUUGGGGUCUAUGACCAUGUAGGUUAUUACUGCCUGGAUACAAAACAUUUCAUCCCCCUUAGAUAUUUUAAAGAGAUAUUUUACUUGUAAAUUAACAUUUUGUCAUCAUUUACUCACCCUCAUGUCAUUCCAAACCCACAUGACUCUCAUUCUUCUGUGGAACUCAAAAGAAGAUAUUUAGCAGAAUGUCCAAGCUCUUUUUCCAUACUAUGGAAGUGAAUGGAGACCAGGGACAGUUGUGAUCGCCAUUCACUUUCAUUGCAAGGAAAAGAGCAGCUUGGACAUUCUGCUAAAUAUCUACUUUUGUGGUCCACAAAAGAAAGAAAUACAUAAUGAAGGUAAAAUAAAUGAUGAUAAAAUGUAUAAUUUUGGGUGAACAAUGUGUUUAAAUCUAUAUCUAAAAAGCAUUUUAACACCAUUUGUUUUUAGUAGAGCUGCCAAUUUAAUGAUUUGGUAUGAUUCAGUGGCAGCAAAUAUUAUAUUUCUUGUAACAAGCAGCCUAAUUACUUUUUUUUUUCAUUCAUACGGCAUGACUCGUACUUCCUCUUGUACUUUUUUUCCCUGUUAUGAACAUUAAUGUAUCUCUGCUUAAUGUCUUUAAAAGUUGCGGAUGUUUUUUUGCUUCCAAAUAUAAAACCACAAGUCAUAAUCUUU
Molecule: messenger RNA, 3256 nt
Organism: Ctenopharyngodon idella (grass carp)
Lineage: Eukaryota; Metazoa; Chordata; Actinopteri; Cypriniformes; Xenocyprididae
Gene: capn12
Product: calpain 12
Exons: 21
Coding region: 293-2440 (715 amino acids)
Biological process (GO): proteolysis; negative regulation of apoptotic process
Cellular component (GO): cytoplasm
Molecular function (GO): calcium ion binding; calcium-dependent cysteine-type endopeptidase activity
Source: RefSeq, a predicted model, not a curated record